AUGCUACGUGCCGAAACAACAUCUGACUCCAACACUAGUUUUACAUCUGGAUCCAAUACUGAAACUACGGUGGGAGGUGACACCGAAUCUACAACUACUGACUCCAACAUUUUCUCCACAUCUGGAUCCAAUACUGAAACAACCCUUGGAGGUGAUACAGAAUCUACAACAACCGACUCCAACACAGGUUCCACAUCUGGAUCCAACACUGAAACUACACUUGGAGGUGGAACCGAAUUCACAACAACUGACUCCAACACUGGUUCCACAUCUGGAUCCAAUACUGAUACUACGCUUGGAGGUGGCGCAGAAUCAACAACAACCGACUCCAACACUGGUUCCACUUCUGGAUUCAAUACUGAUACAACGGUUGGAGGUGGUACCGAAUCCACAACUACUGACUCCAACACUGAUUCUACAUCUGGAUCCAAUACUGAAACAACACUAGGAGGUGACACAGAAUCCACAACAACCGACUCCAACACUGGUUCCACAUCUGGAUCCAACACUGAAACUACGCUCGAAGGUGGCACUGAAUCAACAACAACCGACUCCAACACUGGUUCCACUUCUGGAUUCAAUACUGAUACAACGGUUGGAGGUGGUACCGAAGCCACAACUACUGACUCCAACACUGAUUCUACAUCUGGAUCCAAUACUGAAACAACACUUGGCGGUGACACAGAAUCCACAACAACCGACUCCAACACUGGUUCCACAUCUGGAUCCAAUACUGAAACAACACUUGGAGGUGGCACAGAAUCAACAACAACCGACUCCAACACUGGUUCCACUUCUGGAUUCAAUACUGAUACAACGGAUGGAGGUGGUACCGAAGCCACAACUACUGACUCCAACACUGAUUCUACAUCUGGAUCCAAUACUGAAACAACACUAGGCGGUGACACAGAAUCCACAACAACCGACUCCAACACUGGUUCCACAUCUGGAUCCAAUACUGAAACUACGCUUGGAGGUGGCGCAGAAUCAACAACAACCGACUCCUACACAGGUUCCACUUCUGGAUCCAAUACUGAAACUACGUUAGGAGGUGACACUGAAUCCACAACAACCGACUCCAACACUGGUUCCACAUCUGGAUCCAAUACUGAAACUACACUUGGAGGUGGUACCGAAUUCACGACAACUGACCCCAACACUGGUUCCACAUCUGGAUCCAAUACUGAUACAACGGUUGGAGGUGGUACCGAAUCCACAACUACUGACUCCAACACUGGUUCCACAUCUGGAUCCAAUACUGAUACUACGCUUGGAGGUGGUACCGAAUCCACAACUACUGACUCCAACACUGAUUCUACUUCUGGAUCCAAUACUGAAACAACACUUGGAGGUGACACCGAAUCCACAACAACCGACUCCAACACUGGUUCCACAUCUGGAUCCAAUACUGAAACUACACUUGGAGGUGGUACCGAAUUCACGACAACUGACCCCAACACUGGUUCCACAUCUGGAUCCAAUACUGAUACAACGGUUGGAGGUGGUACCGAAUCCACAACUACUGACUCCAACACUGGUUCCACAUCUGGAUCCAAUACUGAAACAACACUCGGAGGUGGCACAGAAUCCACAUCAACCGACCCCAACACUGAUACUACAUCUGGAUCCAAUACUGAAACUACGCUUGGAGGUGGCACAGAAUUCACAACAACCGACUCCAACACUGGUUCCACAUCUGGAUCCAACACUGAAACUACACUAGGAGGUGGUACCGAAUUGACAACUACUGACUCCAACACUGGUUCCACAUCUGGAUCCAAUACUGAUACAACGGUUGGAGGUGGUACCGAAUCCACAACUACUGACUCCAACACUGGUUCCACAUCUGGAUCCAAUACUGAAACCACACUAGGAGGUGGCACAGAAUCCACAUCAACCGACGCCAACACUGAUACUACAUCUGAAUCCAAUACUGAAACUACGCUCGAAGGUGGCACUGAAUCCACAACAACUGACCCUAACACUGGUUCCACAUCUGGAUCCAAUACUGAUACAACGGUUGGAGGUGGUACCGAAUCCACAACUACUGACUCCAACACUGGUUCCACAUCUGGAUCCAAUACUGAAACUACACUAGGAGGUGGCACAGAAUCCACAUCAACCGACCCCAACACUGAUACUACAUCUGGAUCCAAUACUGAAACUACGCUCGAAGGUGGCACUGAAUCCACAACAACUGACCCUAACACUGGUUCUACAUCUGGAUCCAACACCGAUUCCACAUUAUCUAAUGCUGAAACGACAUCCGGAAGUAUCACCGAAAUUGUAUCAACUACCAGCGAAUCACAAACAACUAUAAGACCGCAUUGUAAUGUUUAG
Molecule: messenger RNA, 2340 nt
Organism: Uranotaenia lowii
Lineage: Eukaryota; Metazoa; Arthropoda; Insecta; Diptera; Culicidae
Product: mucin-22-like
Exons: 2
Coding region: 1-2340 (779 amino acids)
Source: RefSeq, a predicted model, not a curated record